UUUUGAGGUUGCUGUGAUUGUUGGAGUAAAUGAGCUGGACAAACAGCCUCGCACUUUUGUUCUCACCAUACUCUUUGCUCACCAGGCUGUUCGAAAAAUGGACACAAGUAAUAUGUCCACAACGGGGAUUCGGCAGAAAGUCAUAGAUAUUUGCUAUGGACAAGUAGGAGACGCUGAAUUAUUUCGACAGCUCGCGGAUUUCCUCGUGUGUAAUAAGGAUUCAUUGCCCGCCAGUGCCAGAACUACCUUAUGCAACGCAUUCGGUCGACGGACUCCUGCCAAUGGAGGGUCAAUACGCAAAAAGGGCGACGCAUUGGAGAGAAUAAAGAGUGUGAAAGAAAUCAAUCUACCUGAACUUAGUGCAGCGGCCGUUGAGCUAUUCAAAAAUGAUCCCUCCCUGUUUUGGCGUUUCGGAGUUCGCGUUGACAACGAUUCAGGUCUCCAGAACCCUCUCAGUGACCUAUAUUUGAGAAGAAAAAAGAGCGACACUGCAACCAGUAUCAGUUCGGCAUUUCAUUCGAUAGCCGUGUUUGAAAUGAUACAAAUGUUAAUGAAACUUUUUGGGACCCAAACCUUCACCAGGCAAGUUGCAACGUACUGUGCAAAUAUGAUCGCCAGGGAUGAUUACUCUGGUGUGAAGAACCAAAGGAUACAAGAUAUCAUACAUGACUUGGAACUUGAUUACGCCAAAGGAAAUAUAUACAGCCGAUACACCAGUGCACAUGGAUAUGGCAUCAUAUUUUAUAUGUUUGUCGUACCUUCCACUUUAUAUGAGAAAUUCUUUAAGUCGAAAAGCGAUGUUGAUAUCGUCAUCUCCCACUUUCUGAAUGUAGGCUUAAGCAUCGGUGACAACGCAACGUUAGCAGGGAAACGUAUCGUGGAAAGUGUAACUAGCCGUUUUAAAGAGCAGGCUCUAACGAUCGUGAAUAUCUGCGGGACUCUUUCCAUCAAUCCUUGCUCCUCGAAACGGAAACGCGCAAGAUCCCAGACUUCAACGAAACAUGCUGCUCGCAAAGACCCAGGGGGCUCGACAAGAACUGAACCACAAAUUGAGCAGAUACAACAUAGGAAUGCCUGUGGAACACCAGGUUCCUCUGAAGUCUCCAAUAUAGCUGGCACCAUCCAAACACACACAUAUAAAAACACCAGCAGUCAAACUACCUUAUCCGAGCCAUAUGGAAUUGAACAAGUGCCUGGCUCUGCAAAUAUAGUUACUGGCGAUACGCCAGUGUCUUCCCUUAUCAGCCCAACAGAGCAAGAGGCACAACCGACGCUCUUCAUGUCUCCAGGAACUAUGAGGCAACCACACUCAGCGGCCCAGAGAGUAUCUGGCACAGUACAACAUACGACAUCACCCUUUAACAUUGACUCCGUUAACGCGGCACAUUUAAUGCAAAACUUCAACAUAACAUCAUUCGCCAAUGCAGCAGAGUUAAUGGAGAACUUCGACGUGACGUCGUUUGAUCCUUUGACUGCUGCCUCACUAAUGCAAAGUUUCGAUCUAUUUCAUCCGAUGCCCGAUAUCAGGUACCACGAUAACCAGACCUAUAAUUAAUAUACAAUCGUUACAUAGCGGUGUGUCUUAACAAUACCAAAAAUCGAAAACAAAGAAGAA
This is a messenger RNA of Aspergillus pseudonomiae, 1615 nucleotides long. RefSeq lists its product as uncharacterized. The record is from RefSeq and is a predicted model, not a curated record. Lineage: Eukaryota; Fungi; Ascomycota; Eurotiomycetes; Eurotiales; Aspergillaceae. Bases 98 to 1555 code for a protein of 485 amino acids. The transcript is spliced from 4 exons.